GAAAUGGAUACAGAAACUCUCCUUCAGGCUGUGUGCUCUGUGCAUCAUAGAAAUUUGAACCAUAUUUUGCAUGCGUCUGAGGCACUUUCCAUGGCAGUUUCACUUUUUAAUAAUUGCGCCUCUUCUAUUGGUCCAUCCUGUUUGAUUGAAGAUCUUACUCAGGAAGUCGAAAAUGAUACAUCCGCAGAUUCAUUCUUCUUUUUGCUAGACGUUCUGACAGAUUUGGAUAUCAUAGGAAUGGGGCCUGUGAAGAUUGGAAUGUCUCUCAUUUAUUUUCCUGCCCUUAUUCAGUCAUCACAGGCUGAGCGAGCGGUGACAAAUUUAUUGAGGGUUAUCGAAUUGUUUCAGCAGUCAAUACUCGGUCCAAAAAAAUUUCGGAAAUCAUGGAGGAAUGUGCUAGCAUGUUUACAGAAUCUUUUAGAAACAGCACCGGGCGAUCCUUUGGUGACAAACAUUAAGAAUGCUAUCUCAAAAAUCGAGAACGCGAUUUUUUAAUAUUGAACUUCUGCUCUGGUAUAUGUGUGUUUAUGUGUGUGUGAUCUCGUAACUGCUCAAAAUUAUUAGAUGAAAAUACA
Molecule: messenger RNA, 575 nt
Organism: Phytomonas sp. Hart1
Lineage: Eukaryota; Euglenozoa; Kinetoplastea; Trypanosomatida; Trypanosomatidae
Source: the annotation of a GenBank genome assembly